ACACGCCAUAAAUCACCUUUCUACUCCAAUUUUUAUAUGUUGAAAAUAUCUAAGUGCGUGGCCCAAACAUAAAUUAUAGUGAUAUAUAAUCGCCAUAACUCUUUAUUUCAACAACGCGUCCAAUUUUCGCAAUAUAAGCGUGUGCGGAAACAUAUUCCCAAAGUCACUAAGAAAAUGUUGAUGAUUACCGCCAUUUUGCUUUUGGUACCGUACAUUCAAUGUCACGUAGGUGUUGGGGUAAUUCAGCUAACUCCACCAAUCACAAGACUGGGAGCGUCGCUCUUCUGGGACAGCGAAAAGCAAGCCAUAUACCUCGUAGAUGUGCUAGACAGUACCGUUUAUCAACAUAUCCACGGAUCUAACGAAGUCACCUACACAAAAAUUGACUCGAAAACCAUUGGUGCAGCGAUACCAAUCAAAGGAAAAGCUGGCGAGUUUAUCGUGGCUGCCUAUCAAGACCUGCUGAGGCUCGAAUGGGAUGGUCGCAACAAUGCUGGAAAGGUAACCAAGUUAAAAAAGGACUUUGAAUUUGCACAGGACGAGCAGUUCUAUGAAGCCAAAGCUGACUCUAAGGGUAGAAUGUGGAUUGGUACGGAACGCGAAACUACCUCAAUCUCUUUAUUAACCAAGGUAAUUUGAAGGAACAUAUCAAGUGAUCAACAGAGAAAAGGACCAAUGGGUCGAAGGUGGGGGUUCACUGACACGAUCACCGUAAAUAAAGACUAUUCGGUUAAUAUUGAAAAGAAAUUGAGCAAUUUAACUUUACCGAGUGGCUUAGGUUGGUCCUUGGACAACCAAUUCAUGUACCACGUGGAUGCCCAUCGGGGACAAAUUACAAAAUACAAAUUUGACAUCGACAGUGGAAAAUUGAACGAAGGCAGGGUAUUUUUUGACCUAACCAACUAUCCUCACAUCACUGGAGAGCUGAACGCCAUAGCUGUUAAGGAUGGUGCCAUCGCAGUACCUUUAUACAAUGGAAGCGUGAUAAUAAACAUCAUCCAGGACACCGCAGAAGUAAGCCAUCUCGUACCCAGCCCGGUACCAUUGCCAACUUCCAUAGUAUUCGGCGGUCCUCACAAUAAAACGGCAUACAUUGCAUCAUCAGACUUUCGGCUUAGCGAGCUCGAGAAACGACUGAACCCUUUCGAUUCAAGGGCUGUUUUUGCCUAUUCGGGAUACAGUUUUCCGCACUCACCGUCGUACAGAAUUGUUGUCCAUUAAAAUAACAUUUUGUAUAAAAAUAAAUAUUUUAUU
Messenger RNA from Cylas formicarius (sweet potato weevil), 1254 nucleotides. RefSeq names its product regucalcin-like. The record is from RefSeq and is a predicted model, not a curated record. Gene Ontology annotation, molecular function: gluconolactonase activity; calcium ion binding. The coding region runs from base 676 to 1221 and encodes 181 amino acids. The transcript has 5 exons. Gene Ontology annotation, biological process: L-ascorbic acid biosynthetic process. NCBI's taxonomy places the organism in Eukaryota, Metazoa, Arthropoda, Insecta, Coleoptera, Brentidae.